UUCUCUCACUCUCUCACACACACACACACCCUCUGCUAUGCUCCUCCAUCCCAGCUGUCCCUGGGGAGCCUGGAUUGGAUUUGUGCUCCAUCAUCUGCAGCUCCCCUCGGUCUGUCUGUUGGUCACACUCUAAAGGAACGGAACCCAGUCUUGUCCACCCUCUGGCUCAAGGACAACGUAUGCUUCUACCCACUCUCCACCUCCAAGCACCUUCCCCCCUCAGACUUAACUGCCUGACUCACAACUAAAAAGAAUGGCUUUUGGAUCUUCACAGGUGUGAGGCCUGGUGAGAGGGGAGCCUUCUAGUUAAUGAGCACCUACCAUGUGUCAGGAACCAUGUUACUUUCUGGGAUUCAGAGAUGAUUAAAACUAAUCAUGCACCUUGAGAAACUCACAGUGGAAGGAAAAUCGGUUAAGCAAAAAAUGCUAGAUAGCCAGGUAAAUGAUGGGACAAAUUUAGGAAGGAAUGCUGUGGAUACACUGGAGGCAGGCUCCAAAGCAGGCAUCACCUCGGAGGUGGACUUUGAAGACUCAAGAGUUAACUGGGUCAAGAGGUAUACACACAAACACUUCUGACAGGUCUGCAGAAAACGGUGAGUCCCCAAAAAAUAGCAGCUGGGCUAUUCCAUGCCCAAGAUAGCAGGAUACACUAUUUCAUGCCCACACCGUUGCUUCCUGUGUGCAAUGCACCGUGUGAUGAUCUACAGAGAUUAAAUAAGCCAUGAUCUGCUCCCAGUCACCUGGGAGAGAGCUACAAGGUAAAUUACCCAAACAGAAGGCAAACUGCCUAGAGCUGUAAUUAACAUACAAUAUGGGCUGAGAGGGAAAGGUUAAUGCUAACUCUGGUCCUAAGUACAAAGAUCACUGGGAGUAAGAGGUGCACUCUCUUUAGGACACAGUAUGGGUGGGUGGAGAGAGUAAAAACCAGAACAAAUCAAGGUGCAGCGGGUUGCAGGUCAGCCUUAGGGAAAAAAGGGGUGGAGACUGACUGGGCUAAAACAAGGGAUUGGGCAGAAAAAGAGGGUGGGGCCAGUGGGCUCCUCCUACGUACUCCCACCACUCCCCCUGCCAACUACUUUCUGCAGUCUGUGGAGACAGUUGUGUCCCUGUGUCUUUGGUGUGCCUGGGUGCACUUUCUGCCUCCACCAGGAGCAUGGGCUGACACCGGAGGAAAGGAAAAAAGGGAGUCAGACAGGCUCCAAUCAAUGCAGACUGAGAGCCCAGGGCCCUCAGGCAAUGCACGGGACAACGAAGCCUUUGAAGUGCCAGUCUAUGAAGAGGCCGUGGUGGUGCUGGAAUCCCAGUGCCACCCCCAACAGCUGGACCAACCACCCCCCUACAGCACUGUUGUGAUACCUCCAGCACCUGAGGAGGGACAACCUAGCCAUCCAGAGGGGUCCAGGAGAGCCAGACUGGAGAGGCGAAUGGCCUCAGAGGGGUCUAUGGCCCAGGAAGGAAGCCCUGGAAGAACUCCAAUCAGCCUCCGGCUUCGGGGACCACGGGCUGUGUCCACUGCUCCUGACCUGCAGAGUUUAGGGGAACUCCCCAGAUUAGAGCCUCUGACUCCACCCCCUGCCUAUGAUGUCUGCUUUGGUCACCCCGAUGAUGAUAGUGUUUUUUAUGAAGACAACUGGCCACCCCCUUAAACGACUCUCCCCAGAUUUCUCUUCUCUCCACACCGGAUCUACUCUUUCAUUUGAUCAACAUUUUCCAGUGCCUACUAUGUGUCAGAAACAGUGUUUCUGCCUGGACAUCAUAAAUGGGGACUUGAACCCUCAGAAGAGUCAGGCCACAGUAAGCCCUCCCCAGUAGAGAUGUGGGUGGCAUAAUUUGAGUCUUCCGGAAACAUUUGGUGACCUACCCCAUAUCCAAUAUUUCCAGCAUUAGAUUGAGGAUGAGGUAGGGAGGUGAUCCAGAGAAGGUGGAGAAGGAAGAAGUAACAUCCAAGAGGCAGCUGUUGCUUCUGUUCCAGGUACUGUUAGAGCUGUUAGAUCCCUUAGGCUUGCCAGUUUUGUGAGUUAUUGAAAAGUGAGGAUUCCAAGAGUUAGAGGAAUUUGAUAAUGUGCAUGAGGGCACACUGCUAGUAACAGCAUUAAAAUAACUGGAAUGAACUCCUGA
This is a messenger RNA of Saimiri boliviensis boliviensis (Bolivian squirrel monkey), 2118 nucleotides long. It is a transcript of the gene TMEM139, whose product is annotated as transmembrane protein 139. The record is from RefSeq and is a predicted model, not a curated record. NCBI's taxonomy places the organism in Eukaryota, Metazoa, Chordata, Mammalia, Primates, Cebidae.